AUGGAUAAAUUAAGUAGUUUGAUUAUAACAUCAAUAUGCAAUGACUUGUUGGACUCGGUUGAUAAUCAACAUGGUGCAAUCAUUGAUGUAUUGUCAUUGGCACUCACAAAUAGAAGACUGUUUGAAAUAGUUGAUAGGAUCACAACUAAAAGAUCAUUGUAUUGGAAGAGGAAUGAAGGUGUUGACACACCGGGCUACACACCAGACUUGACCAAUCCCACCAACUACCUAUUCGAGAACAAUGUCUCGUUCAAGUCCAUCAUGAUUCCAAUGUCCAUCACAACAUUGGUCUUUUGUGAUGAGUUCAACAAAGUGAUCACAACUCUUCAGCACUUGACAUCACUCAAUACAUUGAUAUUAGGUCGUGGAUACAACAAACAGAUCAAGAAUGGUAUUCUACCCAACUCACUCAUCACUUUGGUGUUUGGUCAGUGCUACAAUCAAGUGAUCAUUCCAGGAUCACUACCAUCAUCGAUCACCGAGUUGGUCUUUGGUGAGAAGUACAACAAGCCUUUUGAAACAGGUACACUACCAUCGUCAUUGAUGGAGCUGACCCUGGGAUUCAAGUUCAAUCAGGUGAUCAAGAAGGGGGACCUGCCUUCAAUCACCACACUUCAGUUUGGACCCGAGUACACUCAAAUGAUCAGUGAUGGAGCACUCCCAUCUUCUCUCACAUCAUUGAUCAUGACUGAGAAUUUCUCAAACAAGAGCGUCUCGUUUGGCCAGCUGCCCAACAAUAUCAAGUCGUUCUCACAGGCCAACAGUUCAGUAUUGUCGUAUCCAAACUCGCUCACAGAGUUGACCUUUGGUUAUCACUACAACAAAGUGCUUGACAUCUCAUCACUGACGUCGCUUAAGAUGUUAAAGUUUGGUCGAUUGUACGAUCAACAAAUAUUACCUGGAAUGAUCCCUACCUCAUUGACCAGUUUGUCUUUUAGUCCAAACUAUCAUUAUCCAAUCGUACCCGGAGUCAUCCCAACGUCGGUCACUUAUCUUAAGCUUGGACAGAGAUUCAACAACACAAUAAUCCUUCGCAAUAUACUCCCGCCUGGACUCAGAACAUUGAUAUCGCUGCCCUGGGUAGCGACAAUCUCUUGGGACAUCCCACAGUAG
This is a messenger RNA of Acytostelium subglobosum LB1, 1113 nucleotides long. RefSeq lists its product as hypothetical. The coding region runs from base 1 to 1113 and encodes 370 amino acids. The transcript has 2 exons. The record is from RefSeq and is a predicted model, not a curated record. NCBI's taxonomy places the organism in Eukaryota, Evosea, Eumycetozoa, Acytosteliales, Acytosteliaceae.